Sinocyclocheilus grahami is the source of this 893-nucleotide messenger RNA. Its product is annotated as small integral membrane protein 12. NCBI's taxonomy places the organism in Eukaryota, Metazoa, Chordata, Actinopteri, Cypriniformes, Cyprinidae. The coding region runs from base 36 to 311 and encodes 91 amino acids. The record is from RefSeq and is a predicted model, not a curated record. The transcript has a single exon.
AGAACUUGGACAGAUUUUUUCAGGUAUAUGCAACCAUGUGGCCAGUGAUCUGGACUGCCAUGCGCACUUAUGCGCCCUAUGUGACCUUCCCAGUGGCCUUUGUGGUGGGAGCUGUUGGAUACCACCUUGAGUGGUUUAUCCGGGGAACUCCUAAUGCCCCAGGAGAAGAGAGGGGCAUUGCGGAGCAACGGGAGGAUAGGAAAUUAGAGGAACUGACCGGUCAGGACAGCACACAGGUCGUCAGCCUGAAGGACAAACUGGAAUUCACACCAAGGGCAGUGCUGGAAAGAAACCGAUCAGAGAAGAGCUAAGUUUGAUUAAAUGUCACGAAGUCCUGCAAGAUUACCUUAUAAUGAAGUGCAACAUCUCAAGCUUUGGGCUCAUUUGUCACACUCAACGGCCCCAGGGACAGACACUUUAUCAGAUUUUUUUUUGUGGGGGAUUUCAUGUCGAUUCCUAUGCCACUUCAUUAAGCCAUCCUAAUUAUAUGGAGUCUUGCUGUAAUAUUUACCAGGCCAGCUUGUGGAACUUGCCUGCUGAGAGAAUUUUUUUUACAACUUUCGUUCUUUGAGAUUUCUUACUAUUCAUCUUCUGCCCUGAGGCAUGCAGACACAUGAUUAUAUUGCACAAGUCCUAACUUGGAAAGCUUUAAUAAGUUUGCCAUUCGUGCGCCCUGUCAUAUGCUUAUGAGACUGAAGCUCAAAGAAAGACCACCUUUGUUAAGUUUUGUGUCUGCAUGAAUAAAAGUGCAUCUGUGCAAGGCAACACUUGAGUGGGACUAGAAAAUGUUUAAGGCGUUUGAACUUUGAGUGGCUGAAGUGAUUCAGAACACUGAGAAAUUCAUACAAGCUCUGUCAUUGUUGUCCUUUGCUAAUUAGUGAUAAUGAACAAGU